AUGGCCUCUGCUAACAUUGACCCCGCCGGAGCCGCCGCCCCAAGGCCGCCCUCCGGAUCACGGAGCGUUGCGACUUCGCCCGCUCCUGCCUCGCUUCCUGGGUCCUCCCCGUCGGAGAAGAGGACCCGUCCGCCUGGUCCACCUCCGCCUGUGCCUGGUGCCCCCUCUUUGCCCCUUCGCCCUGCACAGGCUCCGCCGUUUGGUGACAAGUGCGAGUACGCUUCGGAUGACGUCCUUCUUUUCUGGAAACCUCCGUCUGUGUCGUCGCAAUGGACUCCUUCGGUUUUUAACGUACUGGGGGUACGUUAUUCAUGUGGUGAGCAAUAUAUGAUGUCUGAAAAAGCGAAGUUGUUUGGAGAUAUGACGUCGUAUGACAAAAUUAUGGCUGCACCAGAUCCUAAGACACACAAGUUUUUGGGUCGAAAUGUGCGUCCUUUCGACUAUGCCGAAUGGGAGCGUCGUCGUGAAGAGAUCGUGCUCACGGGGUCGUAUGCCAAAUUUGCUCAAAACCAUGACAUGAAACAUCAUCUACUGGAGACGGGUACCCGCCUCCUUGCAGAAUCCAGCCCCUUCGAUCGUGUUUGGGGUAUCGGCAUGUCUGCAUGCUUUCCAGAGGCUAGCGUUUCAUCCAAGUGGGCGGCUAGCGGUAAAAACUUGUUGGGAAAAGCUUUGAUGGAAGUUCGACGCCUUUUGCGUGAUCAUUCCCUGUCUGGCGAAGAUUUCCCCGCUUCCAAUUCUCCCACGCCCCCCAAAGGCAAAGCUGAGCCGGUAACCUGGUGGUCGAGCUCACGAAGCGAUUUGGAGGGGGGAUGCCUCUAUCGAACCCAGAUUACCCAGAAGAAAAUGUCAAUAACGACCGCCUCCACUAGCCAAGAGGCAUGCAUUCAUUCCCUUCAACCCUCGUAAUCCGCUUCAAGAAAUAUUCGGUGG
Molecule: messenger RNA, 930 nt
Organism: Ectocarpus sp. CCAP 1310/34
Lineage: Eukaryota; Phaeophyceae; Ectocarpales; Ectocarpaceae
Source: the annotation of a GenBank genome assembly